This is a messenger RNA of Leucoraja erinaceus (little skate), 2787 nucleotides long. RefSeq lists its product as uncharacterized. Gene Ontology annotation, molecular function: FAD binding. The record is from RefSeq and is a predicted model, not a curated record. The coding region runs from base 757 to 1986 and encodes 409 amino acids. The transcript is spliced from 5 exons. Lineage: Eukaryota; Metazoa; Chordata; Chondrichthyes; Rajiformes; Rajidae.
ACGAGGUUUGAAAAACACACACACACGCAAUGUUAAUGACUCUAAUAUGUGUGGCAACAUCGUCUUGCGACAAACAGGGGGAAAGCAGAGAGAGGGAGAGAGGCAGUGUUGUUAUUGACAUUCCUGGCUGGUUCUGAUACGGUUUCCCGAGAUCUUUGGAUUUCCUGACGUGGAAAGGCGUAGAUUUGCAGGGUUGUUCAAUCCUACCAAUUGAUUGUUUUACAUUGCAAGUCUCUGUGUGUUUUGUUCUGAGGCUUGGGUUUUUUUUUUUCUCUCCUGAAUGCACGGGAGGUUUUUUUUUAAUCUCCCCCCAUUGAAAGUUUGUUCAGAACAUGCGUCAGUCGCCGUCUGCACCUUGGCUGUGCGGAGUUGAUGUGUCGAUUGAGCGAGUUAUGUGAAGUGCUCGGUGGGGGAUUGGGAGAAUGCAAUACUGUACAUAGAUAGGGAGUGCUCACGGGAGAGACGGGGAGGGAGAGUAGGAUUCAAGUGGAGAGAGUAUAUAAAGGGGGUUGGAGAAUGCAAUAGAUAGAGAGUGCAGUAGGCAGAGAAGGAGGGAGAGGGUUAGUAUUUAGAUUUAAGUGGAGAGAGUAUAUAAAACAGACUAUGAGGUUGCAAUGGGUCUUUUCUGGUUAAGGAACAUUCUUGCUUGUAGGUUGCCGAGGGCAAAUAAUGGCAGAGGCAGCAAUUGAGAGGGGUUUUUCUGCACGUUUGCAGCUGAAUUAUUUCUGACCUGGUUUAAAUGCAGCGGUGCGAGCGAUGGAAAAGUACGAGACGCUGGCGUACGACACUGCCUUGAGUACCUUGGUGGCGGUGUUGAUCUAUGUGGUUCUGAAAGUGAGCGUGGAUGGUUACCGGCAGUGGCGAGCUCGGGCCAAGGUGCUGGUGGUGGGCUCGGGUCCGGUGGGCUUGACGGCGGCGCUGAUAGCCGCUCGCUCGGGCAAGGUGCAGCGCCUGGUGCUGUUGGAGGAGCGUUGCCGCACGGCGCUGCUCGCCAGACCGCAGCAGAUCGCCCUGGACUCCCGCAGCGUCCGCUUCCUCCUCGGGCUCGGCGUGGACUUCGACAAUGUGGAGGGAUGCUGGCACAACGAGCACUUCUUCACCAAGGUCGGGGUCUUCCAGGAGUACCUGCUCAGCCUGCUGGAGAAAAGGAAGCAGGAGAUGGACAUUCAGAUCCAUCUUGGCACCAAGUUCACGGAGGAGUACUUGAAGAAGAUCCCAAUGAGCGAAUUUCCUCGCGUGAUUGUAAUCUGCGAUGGCUCAUGUGGUGAGUCGAGUUCCGUGCUUGGAAUCAGCUCGGAUUACAUUGUGGAGUCGUGCAAUGCUUACGGUGCCAACGCUGCCUUGGAAAGAGCUGAUCAGCGGCAGGUUCCCACUCCGGAGAUCCGGGCUCACAGUUUGUACUUCGACCUUUCAGCCUACGGGGUGGAGUUUGCCUCUUGCAACAAGGAAGCACCAAGCUCGCAACCCUCUGCCUUGAGGCCCGGCUCCCACCUGAAGAUCUACGGCACUUUUCGGAACCGUUACAUGGCACUCGCUUGCCCAACGACUGACUCCAAGGUGGUCAAAUUCCUUCGUCACACGCCAAACUCCUCGAUAAUGAAGAAUAUAUUUCAUCAGUCCUUCAAUGCAUACAAAACGGGCAUUGAGCCUCGGGUGAACGACCUGACAAUUCACCUUCUACAGUGCAGCCGAAGGCUAUUUGAAAUCCUGUUGUCACACAGGAGGAUCACGGCAGCUUACAUUGAAGGAGAUAACGUUGUAGUCACCAUAGAAGGUGAAGCAGCCAGGGUCUUAAACUUUGACACAGGUUGUGGAGUCAACCUUGGUCUGAACGGCUUGGAGUCCUUGGAGGAAUUUAUUUACAAGGUAGCAACGGCGGUUGAUCAAAAUGACGUAUUUGAAGCUCUCUCUGGGAAAAUCCGACACUCCAAGCAGAUGGCGGAGGACUUCCGGCGGAAUGGCUUGACUCUGACCAUGUUUCAGUGAGACGACACGGGAUGGUGUGUCUGAGGUCUGACUUGUGGACGGCUGCGAAUAAUGCAUUGUGAACUCUGCCCUGCGUGUUGAUAGAUAACGGCACUACUCUAGCCAUUAGAGUCUAGUGGACUGGAGUGCAUAGGCACAAUAACAUUCAGAGAUGUAACCUUAGAUGAUAAAGCUAAAGUGAGUAGCUUCAGGGAAGCCUGAAGACCUGUUCAUGCCUGCGCUGUCACAUUAGGCCAUCGGUCAAAAUGGUUUAACUGCUCCUAAUAAGACAUUUUAUCACCGUUUACAUUACAAUUCUAGUUGCCAAUAUCAUGGAGGAUCUCAAGAUAAAGUUAUCACUGCAUAGUUAAAUGGGUGAUGAAACUUUUUGUCAGACUGUAAAAUGUGGAUCUGCAAUGCUCAUCAACUCGAUCAAUCAAUCAUUGACUAUUCAGCAGCAACCAACACUCUUGUGAUAGUCCACGCACUGUUUUACUAACCCUGGAUCCCAAAGGUUAUUCAUAAACGUUCUUGAAGCACCUUGGUUGAAAAUCUCUGUUGCGUACCUUAAAAGCAAACAAAUUAAUUGAAUUGCGUAUGUCACAAAUGUAAACAGUAUGGUGGUCAGAUUUGAGACAUGGGUUACACAAUUGAAUGGUAUGGACAUUGGUCUUUAGGUACUUUAGGUGCAGUGACAGUCUUUGCUACAUCACAAUGAUUUAUGGAUUUGCAUCUAAAUGGCUACUACACCAGGUAUUGAGAUGAAUGGAUUCUGGAUGAUGUUUAUGAUGUUCACCAGCUGAAUAAAGAAAUUGUUUGCAG